AUGGGUGAUGUGGCUGGUGAGUGUCCAUUGGGACUCCGUCGUGUGCCAUUGAGACAGGUUGGGCAUGACACCAUAGGCGACUGGCAAGGGGAAAUCUACUCUGAUGCCUUUACGGGAUAUAGCUCCAACGUGUUCAAUCGUUUCCUCAACACCCCAGCCCAUCUCACCCAUGGCUACCUGGACUCGUGGAGAACUCAACACUGCAACGCCAGGAAUCUCCUGGGAGGUAUUCUUGCGGAAGAGACCAGUGAACUUGCCUCCCACACACCUUGGAUGGAGUUCCGCUCCGCCCACCUCUCCAGCUAUAGCGACAAGGUACCACUCUUGGACAGCAAUGGUGUCACCCUCAACCUGAAGGACAUCUAUGCCAUCCUCUGGAAGGCAAAGUAUGGCUCAAUCAGACUGACCGAGGGUCAAUGGCAGCUCAGUGUCUUCCACGGCCUCAAGCUCCCAGACAUCUUCAAGGUCAUCAGCACCCUGAGAGGACCAUCUUCACGUAACGCCCUCUUCAGGUU
This is a messenger RNA of Acytostelium subglobosum LB1, 515 nucleotides long. RefSeq lists its product as hypothetical. The record is from RefSeq and is a predicted model, not a curated record. The annotation marks the transcript as partial. The transcript has a single exon. Lineage: Eukaryota; Evosea; Eumycetozoa; Acytosteliales; Acytosteliaceae.